GCGAGAGAGGGGGUAGGAGAGGGAGUACAUUCACCACUGGCCGCCUGUGUGAGGCGGGGUCUCGACGCUGGGCGAGUGGAUCAGUUGCCCCUUUAAGGGGCGAUUGCCUCGCACGCUGUGGCCCGGCAUGCAGCGCAGUUCCGUGCCAGGCGUUGCAGCGCGAGCGGUGAUGGAAGCGUCGAGGGCGCGCCCGGGGCCCGAGGAGCAGCAGUAGCGCGCGCCCGGGGCCAAGCGGCAGCAGCAGCGCGCGCCGGGGGCCGAGGAGCAGCAACGCGCGCGCGCGCGCCGGGGCCACAGCCGGAGUGUGCGCGGGCAGCAGCGGGGAUUCCAAGCCGGACCCCCCAGCCCCAGCCCAGUGGCUGCCGUCCGCUGCUCAGUGCGCACCAUGACUGCCAACACCGCCGGCUGCCGCUUUGCAGAUUACUUCGUCAUCUCUGGUCUGGAUGUAGAGACCGGCUUGGAGCCGGACGAGCUCUCGGGAGGCCUUAAAAUUUAAAGAAAAGAGAGAAUAUUCAUCAGAUCAGGCAGCAUUUGUGGAGAGAGAAACUGAGUUAAUUUUUAAGCUUUAUGCCAGUUCUUACAGGCUUCUAAAGGCAGAGAUGGUGCUGGGCGUGUCAGUUCAAGUGCAGAUGAAGGUGAAAAUUAUGAGCAGAGCCCUUUGCGCAGAACUUUUAAAUCUAAAGUGUUGGCUCACUAUCCAGAAAAUGUGGAAUGGAACCCUUUUGACCAGGAUGCUGUUGGGAUGCUCUGUAUGCCCAAAGGCCUUUCCUUUAAAACGCAAUCUGACAACCGUGAUCCACAAUUCCAUUCGUUUAUCAUUACACGUGAAGAUGGUUCUCGCACCUAUGGAUUUGCUCUCACGUUUUAUGAAGAGGUGGCAAGUAAACAGAUCUGCAGUGCAAUGCAAACACUGUAUCACAUGCAUAAUGCAGAACAAUACGACAUCCUUCAUACCACGUCUACAAUCUGCAUAAACUCAACUGAAAGUAUCUCUGAAGAUUGCAGUGACAUAUCUACUGGAGUGACAAAACUGCAGCGUUUUAACUCGUAUGAUAUUAGCAAGGAUACACUCUAUGUCUCAAAAUGCAUUUGCUUGAUUACACCCCUCCCUUUCAUGCACGCCUGUAAGAAGGUUCUUGAACAACUCCAUCAAGCUGUGACAUCUCUUCAACCUCCUCCGCUACCACUAGAAAGUUAUGUUUACAAUAUCCUAUAUGAAGUGCCACUGCCACCAGCAGGGAGAUCUUUAAAAUUUUUGGGUGUAUAUGGCCCAAUUGUUUGUCAGAGGCCAAGCGCCAAUGAGUUACCACUGUUCGACUUUCCAAUUAAUGAAAUGUUUGAACUAUUGGGUCUGGAAAAUGUGCUCCAACUCUUCACCUGUGCAUUGCUUGAGAUACAAAUCCUGCUGUACUCCCAACAUUACCAGAGAUUGAUGACAGUAGCAGAAAGUAUCACUGCAAUACUCUUUCCCUGUCAGUGGCAGCAUGUGUAUGUCCCUAUCCUCCCUGCAUCGCUCCUUCAUUUUUUAGAUGCUCCUGUUCCUUACUUGAUGGGUUUACAUUCCAAUGGGCAGGAUGACCGGUCCAAAUUAGAGCUACCACAGGAGGCAAAUCUGUGCUUUGUGGAUAUAGACAACCAUUUCAUUGAGCUGCCAGAAGACUUGCCACAAUUUCCAAACAAAUUGGAAUUUAUUCAAGAAAUCUCUGAAAUCCUCAUGGCUUUUGGGAUUCCACCUGAAGGGAACCUGCACUGCAGUGAAAGUGCCUCUAAGCUGAAAGACUUUAAAGAGAGUGAUGUGGUCUGCGAUAAGAAGAAUGGCAAUGUAGCUGGGUCAGCACUGAGCACUUAUGAAUUGCUGAAGGAAAACGAGACCAUGGCAAGACUGCAGGCCCUUGUGAAGAGGACUGGUGUCAGUUUAGAGAAGUUGGAGGUGAGAGAAGAAGCUGGAAGUAACAAAGAUUUGAAGGUUCAUUGCGAUGAGGAAGAGCUGAAGGUUCAUCAGCUUAACAUCCAAAUCAGGGAAAUCUUUGCCAAUCGCUUUACUCAGAUGUUUGCUGAUUAUGAGGUGUUUGUAAUUCAGCCAAACCAAGACAAGGAAUCCUGGUUCAAUAACCGGGAACAAAUGCAGAACUUUGAUAAGGCUUCUUUCCUUUCAGACCAGCCUGAGCCCUACCUGCCAUUUCUGUCCAGGUUUCUUGAAACACAAAUGUUUGCGUCAUUCAUUGACAAUAAAAUAAUGUGUCACGACGAUGAUGAUAAAGACCAAAUUUUAAGGGUGUUUGAUUCCCGAGUCGACAAAAUAAGGACUUUGAAUGUUAGAACACCAACACUGCGUACAUCAAUGUAUCAGAAGUGUACUACUAUUGAUGCAGCAGAAAAGUCUAUUGAGCUGCGACUUGCAAAAAUUGACCAUACUGCGGUACACCCUCACCUAUUAGAUAUGAAGAUCGGCCAGGGAAAGUAUGAAUCUGGAUUCUUCCCAAAACUACAGUCAGAUGUGCUUUCCUCUUCACCAGCCAGUAACAAGUGGGUAAAGAGGAGUGCCCCAGCCCAGUGGAGGCGAAAGGACCGGCAAAAACAGCACACAGAACACCUACACCUUGAUAAUGAUCAAAGAGAGAAAUACAUACAGGAAGCUCGGAAUCUUGGCACGGGCAUGCGUCAGCCUAAGCUAUCCAACCUCUCUCCAUCAGUAAUUGCACAUACCAACUGGAAAUUCGUUGAGGGUCUGCUGAAGGAAUGUCGUAAUAAAACUAAGCGCAUGUUGGUGGAGAAAAUGGGGCGUGAAGCAGUAGAGUUGGGUCAUGGUGAGGUGACACUCACAGGAGUGGAGGAGAAUACAUUAAUUGCCAGCCUCUGUGACUUGUUAGAGAGAAUAUGGAGUCAUGGACUACAGGUCAAACAAGGUAAAUCAGCCCUCUGGUCUCAUCUGUUACAUUACCAAGAAAAUAAGGAGAAAAAAGAAGCUUUGCUUGGAACCACCAGCAGCCCAGGAUUCAUCCAGGAUCAAGACAGGAGGAAGCUUGAUGGUUCUGGCAUGUCUCCCUUAAAGAUCUCGCUCAUCCAGGAUAUGAGGCAUAUACAGAAUAUUGGUGAGAUCAAAACUGAUGUGGGCAAAGCCCGAGCUUGGGUGAGACUUUCUAUGGAGAAGAAACUGCUGUCCAGACAUCUCAAGCAGCUGCUUUCAGACCAUGAGUUAACAAAAAAACUUUAUAAACGUUAUGCCUUCCUUCGCUGCGAUGAUGAGAAAGAACAAUUCCUGUACCACCUCCUUUCAUUCAACGCAGUGGAUUACUUCUGCUUUACUAAUGCCUUUACAACAAUCAUGAUUCCAUACCAUGUGUUGGUCAUUCCCAGUAAGAAGUUAGGCGGCUCCAUGUUUACAGCAAAUCCCUGGAUCUGUAUAUCAGGAGAGUUGGGAGAGACGGGUAUCUUGCAAAUACCCAAAAGUAUCCUUGAAAUGACAUUUGAGUGUCAGAACUUGGGAAAACUUACCACAGUGCUCAUUGGCCAUGAUAACUCGGGAUUGUAUGCCAAAUGGCUUGUGGACUGUGUUGUGGUUCGGAAUGAAAUAACGGGUCAUGCAUACAAAUUUCCAUGUGGCAGGUGGCUAGGAAAGGGUGUAGAUGAUGGGAGUCUGGAAAGGAUCCUUGUUGGUGAACUUGCUACAGCCACUCAAGAAAAUGAUGAGCGUCACUGUCGAACUCCUCCGAUGCAGCAAUCUCCGAGUAUGAUCAGGAGGUUUGUCAAUAUAACUCCCACCAACAGACCAAAGCUAAACACAGGCCAGAUACAAGAAUCUGUAGGAGAAGCCAUCAAUGGGAUCGUCAAACACUUUCACAAGCCUGAGAAGGAGCGGGGCAGCCUGACGUUACUGCUCUGUGGGGAAAAUGGACUUGUGUCAGCUUUAGAACAGGUGUUCCACCAUGGAUUUAAGUCACCUCGACUCUUCAAAAGUGUUUUCAUUUGGGAUUUUUUGGAAAAAGCAUCUGUAUACUUUGAGAGUUUGGAACAUACUGAACAUACCCAAGAAGAGAACUGGCAAACCAGGGCUAAGAAAUUUUGCAAGUUUGUUGCUGCUAUUAAUACUGCUCCUCGGAAUAUUGGAAAGGAUGGGAAGUUUCAGCUACUGGUGUGUCUGGGGGCAAGGAAUCAUCUCUUGCAUCACUGGAUUGCACUGCUUGCUGAUUGCCCCAUUAUUGCACAGAUGUACGAAGAUACAGCUCUGAUUAAAGACCACACUCUAGUUAACUCCCUAAUCAGAGUGCUGCAAACCUUACAGGAAUUUAACAUCACACUGGAGACAUCGCUGGUCAAAGGUAUUGACAUUUAAAGCCAAUCAUCAGCACCUAAGAAAAGACCAUGCAAAAAAUGGUGCAUAUGUGACACACAGUUUUGAAACUACAAAGGAAAAUACCUGCAAUAUUGGAAUUCAACAACUUGUCUUGAAGUUGCAGGAACUAUUUGCCAUAUAAUGUAUGCACAGAACCAUUUUGAACCUACACCCAAGAUUGCAUAAGGUUAUUGUAAGGUUUGAGAGAAUGUGCAGAUUUUUAAUGUUUAUGUCAGCUGUUGAUAGUCUCUUUUGGUUGUACAGUGUUGUGCAGCCUAUCCAAGAAUGAUGCUUGUUUAAAUUUUUUUUCUAAAAGAAGAAAGAAGUAUUAAGUUUGAUUUAUUUCGCUGCAGAUUGCCAAUAUUUGCACUGUUAACCUGCAGUUUAAAUAGUGUCUCAAUUUUUUAAGUGUAUAUAAAGCCUGUGCACUGAAUUAUGCACAUUUACUUUGUAGCUGCUAAAAAGUGUGUGUGUGUGUAUAUAUAAUAUAUAUAUAAGAAAAGUUUGUAUGUUUGUGUAUAUUGAUAUACAGUAUUCUUGUAAAUUUAAUUGGCAAGUUGGUAGUAUUUUUUCAAAUGUUGAUGAGAAAGGGUUGAAGAUAACAUUCUGAUAUUGUGCUGAGAAAAUACAAUAUUUGUAACAUUUUUGAUUUUAAAAACAUUCUUCAGUUGUUUUCUCUUUACCUUCUAUGACAUGAAGUUGAGAAUUGAUAGCUCAUAAUUAAAUAAUUGCCCUUAGCAUUCAACUUCCUCCGGUCUCUUAAUGAACUUAAACUAAAUUUGUUUAGUGUAACAUUAAGGUUCAAAAAGCUGUACGUUCAUAAUACAUUUUUGUGUGCACAUGUAUGACUUAUAGUUUUUAAUGCAUUUUCUGAUUGGCUGCUGCUAUCUAUUAUAAUAACAUCUGUAAUCUAGGGAACAUGGGAGGAAGUUCUACCAUCUGGGUUAUCGCACUUAAAUUCAGUGUUUACUCUUUUCCUUUUGUGCAUGUGGUCAGAUUUUAACAUUCCAGGGCUUAAAAAAUGCUUUCUGGGAAGUUUUUCAAUUUUCUUUUAUCUCUAUCUUUGGGAUUAAGUUUUAUUUAUCACUUAAAUAUACAUAAGAAAUUGUGUUCUGGAUUUUUUUUUAACUGUGAUAAAAUAAGGUUAAAAUGAAAGUUCAUUCAAAUGUUUUUAUUUCUUCUGAUGUAGGAAUGAUUUUUUCAUCUGACUGUGAUUUAUGCAAAGUUUUUGACUUUAUCAAAUUAUAUUGUUGCAAGUUACUUUCCUGUAAACUAGGCUGCAUCCAUAAUUCCCUAAUAUUCCUGUGACAUAAGUUUUAUUACGGUAGUACAGAUUUAGCACUAUCCAUUAUUUUAACACCAGUAAUAUCAGUAUUAUUUUCCAGGUUUGUUAUGUCAUUGAACUUGCUAAUAGCCCCAUUUAAUAUCCAGAUUAUUCCCUGACAUACCUUGAAACAUUUGUAAAAUAAAUUACAUAUCAACAAACUUCUCGUUAGUAUUCAAGGUGGCAAAAUGACCUACAAGCCAUUUGUAAUGAAUAGCUGAAGGGAAGCUAGUUAGUUUCUGCUUCUGGAAGCAUGAAGAAUAGCAACUAUUCUGCCUUGGGUUCUUUGGCAAGCAACACUGUAUUAGGAAAGUUCUUUCUUCAAGGAUUGAAGUUGGUUAUGGACUGAUACCAGACUGGAAAUUGUUGGUAUUCCUGAAGAAGGGAAAUGUCCAGCUUUGUCUGUUAAUGACCUGAAUAGAAACUUAUUUGUGUCUUGCUUUGCCUUUUUCUUUUGAUCCUUUUAGGAGUCAGGCAUUAAAUUUAUUGCAGAACUGAGUGGCUGCCAGUGAUUUCUGCCAUUAUUCAUCCUUGUGAAUAUCAAAGUGGGUUUCCAUGCAUUAAUUACAUUGCAGAUUCUCAUGAUUUUGUUGAAUAGACUGAAAGAGAUGAACCAUUAUGAUUUAGUUGUGUGAGGAAUUGUUUUCAACUUGCCCAAUGAGCAUUUUCAAUGUUCAGUAAAUCAUGAACUUUAAUAAAGUAGCACUCAUUACAGCAAUUGAAAACCAAAUUAUUAUCAUGCUGCAGUCAUAAUGUUAUAAUAUACAGCCUUCUAUGGUGUUUAUGUUAAAGAAAGAUCUGUGUGCAAUAAUGUAGAAGAUGUCAUACAUUCAAAGUAAAGUAAAAUGUACAGUUGAAAUGCUGAAAUAUUUAGGAAUGAUUUUCAGUACAUCAGUGAUUGAACUAGUGUAAGCUAUUGUUACAGUUGGCAGUUCCUGUGAACUUCCUGGCAAAUAAUUAGCCAGACAUAGCUAAUAUGAUGAGGAAUGUUCCGCUGUAUAAGAAAGGUGGGAGGCAGCAUAAAGGAAAUUACAGACCUAUUAGUCUGAUGUCAGUGGUGGGAAAGUUAUUGGAAUCGAUCCUCAAGGAUGGGGUUAUGGAAUACCUAGAGGUGCAGGGCAAGAUAGGUCCUAGCCAACAUGGUUUUGUAAAGGGAAGAUCCUGUCUGACCAAUCUAUUGGAGUUUUUUGAAGAAAUCACAGGUAGGGUGGAUAAGGGAGAGGCAGUAGAUGUUGUGUAUUUAGACUUUCAAAAGGCCUUCGACAAGGUGCCGCAUAAGAGACUGAUUAAUAAGAUGAGAGGUCAUGGAAUUACAGGUAGGAUAACAGAAUGGGUGGAGCAUUGGCUGGUUGGCAGGAAGCAAAGGGCGGGAAUAAAAGGAUCUCGUUCUGGUUGGCUACCGGUUACUAGUGGUGUUCCGCAGGGGUCAGUGUUGGGGCCGCUUCUUUUUACCUUGUACGUUAACGAUUUGGAUGAUGGAGUAAAUGGUUUUGUGGUUAAGUUUGCGGAUGACACCAAGAUAGGUGGAGGAGUAGGGAGUAUUGAGGAGACAGGAAGGUUGCAGAGAGACCUAGAUAGUUUAGGAGAAUGGGCAAGGAAAUGGCAGAUGAGAUUCAAUGUUGAGAAAUGUGCAGUUGUACACUUUGGAAACAGAAAUAACCGGGCAGAUUAUUAUCUAGAAGGAGAGAAAAUUCAAAGUACAGAAGUACAAAGGGACUUGGGGGUACUCGAGCAGGAUACCUUAAAGGUUAACCACCAGGUCGGAUCGGCGGUAAAGAAAGCGAAUGCUAUGCUGGCAUUCAUUUCGAGAGGUAUAGUGUAUAAAAGUAAGGAACUGUUGAUAAGGCUCUACGGGGCACUAGUGAGGCCUCAUUUGGGAUACUGUGCACAGUUUUGGGCCCCAUAUCUUAGGAAAGAUGUGCUGAUGUUGGAGAGGGUUCAGAGGAGAUUUACAAGGAUGAUUCCCGGAAUGAAAGGGCUUACGUAUGAUGAGCGUUUGUCGGCUCUUGGACUGUACUCACUGGAGUACAGAAGAAUAAGAGGGGACCUCAUAGAGACAUUUAAAAUGUUGAAAGGACUGGACAGAGUAGAUGUGGCUAGGCUGCUUCCCUUGGUGGGUGAGUCCAGGACCAGAGGGCACAAUCUUAGAAUUAGAGGGUACAGGUUUAAAACAGAGAUGAGGAGAAAUUUCUUUAGCCAGAGGGUGGUGAAUUUGUGGAAUUCCUUGCCAGGUACAGCAGUGGAGGCCAGAUCAUUGGAGACGUUUAAGGAAGAGAUAAAUAGAUAUCUAAAUAGUCGGGGUAUCAAGGGAUAUGGGGAUAAGGCCGGAAAUUGGGGUUAGAAUAGUGUGUUUUUUUUUCAGCUGCCCCCCCCACCAAUUUCUCAUUUCUUUUUCUUUUUUCCCUUUUCCUUAGAGCAGACUUGAUGGGCCGAAUGGCCUACUUCUGCUCCCUUGUCUUGUGAUCUUGUGAAUGAUAGAUUCCCAUCCUGCAUGGUUUAAGUUCACUAAAUUGCCAAACUAGGUACAACAAAAUUCUUAAUCAGUUCACUUGCAACUUUUAAUGUUCUUGCAUUAAUUUUAAACAGUCAAAUCUUUCGAAACUGGGAAAUAAGUGCAUCUGUCCUGGGAAACAAAAUUAAUGGCUAAGGUAUUGCUUUUGUAGCUCAUCUAACUAGUUGCUGGUGUUUUAAUUUGCCCUUGUAUGUUUAGGCUGUUAAUUGUUUUUGUUUGGCAAGAUUAUGUAAAAACUGGGCAUAUAAUGCCAGAGUGAACAGGAAAAUUCACCACGUAUCUCCUUAACCAAUUAGACUGAAGGAUUCAUAACAUUUAAUACUUUCUUUUUAAUAAUUAAACAAUUAUGUCAUGAGUGUACAAUACAAUAGAACUGAGGAGUGACAUAAACUAGGGACCACAAAUACAGGGUAACGACUAAUAAAUCAAAAAAUUAAUUUGGGAGAAGCUUCUUUACCAAGGCAGAAGUCAGAAUGUGGAAUACCACAAGGAGCAACUGAGACAAAUAACAUACAUUUGAGGGGAACUAGAUAAACAUGCAAGGGAGAAAGUAAUCUGUUAUGAAAGCAGGACUAGGUGAAAAAAGUGAGAGGAGAUUAUUAUGAAGUUAUGGUCAAAAGAUAUGUUUCUUUAUAUUUUAUCAAUUUUAAAUUUGGUUUUAUGUUGAAAUGUUAUUGAUGUCUGGAAUCAGUUAUCAGAAUUGUUAUGUAUUAGAAAUAGUGCAAACUUCACAUUUAAUAUUCUUAUCUCCAACUUGUUUGGGCAUAUGGUACAAUAUACAUUCAUCAAAUUGCCCAAUAAUCAGUAUUUCUAAAAUGUUGAUCUGUUACCAUAAUAUUUGAUUCUUCACUGAUAUUUAAUAAUAGAUGUUAAUUUGUUCAGUAUAACAAAUCUUUUAAAUUUCACUUUUAAAAUAUCUUAGUUUAAAUAACAAACUUUGUGGGCACCAUUCUGUUCCCAAUUUAAAUAUUGGAGAUUUUUCCUUUUGAAGAGUGGGUAGUAUUUUUUCUGAACAUUUCUUUUCUUGCCCCCAUCUCUCUCAUUCUCACUCAGACAUGCAGAAGAUCUUGAAUGAAUACUUGUAAGUCUUGCUGACUAGAAACUUGAUCACAUAUGUUUUGUGUCCAAUGCAAUGAAAAGUCAAUUGUAAAUGAAAAGUGGAAUUUGCACCCAAGUUCCACAAAAUUUGUGAUUCGUUUCCUUCCAGUUCUGUGCUCCUGAUAAUGCACCAAGGAGACCAGACCUGCACAGUGUCAUGUAAUGGAUUACUAGAUGGUGCUUCUAGUUAUUGGAUUCCAUGUGCAAAUUUAAGCCACCCUUGCGAAAGUAGGUUUUUCCAGUGUUGUGAAGCCACCUCCAGUAUUACUUAAAGGUCACUUAAUUGAACAGGUCCCAGCACGUGGAGUCCAGCCCUGGGAACUUCUGGUAGGACACCUUAAGUAAACAUACCACAGUGAUCAUUCUUCCUUGGGAGUGGGCUGUUCGAUUUCCCACCAAUUUGCCAGCCCAUUCUUCCCACUGACUACUGACCAAUUGGCUUCUUUCCCCUCAACCCACCCCUCAGCACCCUAUAAUCCAGACCCAGAUGUAACUGAUUUAUUUUUGUGCCCUCACAAUGAUGAAGCACAUUCAGGAAAGAAUUUCCUCACGUAGGGCCUUUGACUUUGUGCUCUACAGAACUUUACAGUUGCAGAUCCUUGGAUAAAACUAAUUUGCAGCCUCCUUAACCCACUUCAUUUGCCACUUUUUUUUGUUAAGUUCUGAACCUACAAUCAUUCAAAAUGUUUCAACUAUUUUGAUCAUUUUCUUCAAUAACUGCAAGUGUAUUGUAAGAACAUUAAUAUUAAUACAUGUUUUACUAUUGAAUUGCUCUUUUUGUUUAAGAUUUGAUUGAAGGCUUUAAAUUGUUCCACAAGAAUGACUUAGGCUUGUCUUUUUUUUAUUUAUUCAUUCAUGGGAUGAGUACAUCCAGGACAUUUGUUGUGCUUCCAUAAUUGACCCUGAGCAUGCUAGCCAUACUUUUGCCAGCACUUUGACUCCGUGAGUUGAAGUCCCAUCUUGGCGUGAAAGCACAGAACACUGAGUAGAACAAUCCAGCCUGUUCUGAAACAGCAGCUCACAAAUGUGUCCGUUCAAAAGUGUGCUAAUAAUUCCGGUUGGAAAAACAGAGCUCAAUAUAUUUUUGUAGAGAAAUGGUAUUUACAGAUUUCAGGGAGUGUGAAUUGAAGGAUGAACAAAGAGCAUGUUAAUUACUACAAAGAUGUUAAAUAACAUUUAAGGGAAUUUUAUUUGAAGUGUACAGUAGGAGAUACUGCUGGCUUCCUUGUCAAUUGUUUCUUUACUACUCUGUUUCAUUUCUAUUGAUUAACUGACCUUAGUGCGGCAGGAGAAGUAGUUAAAACAAAACUAUCUUCAAAACUCCAAAUCUUAUGAAACUUCAUUGAAGUAUCUGUUCUUGUAUUGAGUUUCAACAGUGACAAAGGAGAUUCCCUUUUCUCUAAAACAAGGAUACUGAAUCCUCAAUAGAAUCCCAUUUGAGAAUAGCUAUCCUAGUCUCAUGUUGUCAAAUAGUUAUUACUUGUAAACAGUACACAGACAAGUGUAAUGUUGUACAUUUGGAGAAGAUAUCCAGUGCCACCUGCUGAAAAGACUAUGAUUUUUGGGUGAUCACCUGACUGACUUUGGUUGUGAUGCAUCUAUGAUUGAAUAGUCUAGAACAAAGUAUGAUGAAAACACUUCAACCAACUAACAAUAUCCAAUUGUGAAUUUGCAUCUUUGGGAGAAUGGAAAAGACAAAGGGGAAUAAAUUUGUGUCUCAUUGCUCAAAUGAGAGCACUUAACAGCACUCAGUAUACCAAUGUUAGAGCUUGAAGUGUUACAUCAUCAAUCACAUAUUUAAAAGUUCUCAUAUUAAAUGCACAUAGUACUAAAUUCAUGUUCUUAAAGUAGUGUUGAUGCAUCACUUCAAUGAUGUGUGUACAAAACUUCUGUAGUGACAAAACCAAAAUUAACACUACAGUUUAAUUUUUCUGAUUUUACAUGGAACAGUUUGGAUUCUUUUAGCCAUGAAUAUAUUGGUUAGAAUGUCAUAAGCUUUUUAGUGAUUAAUAAUCAUAUGAACAUUUUAUAACAAGUUGUACAGUAUCAGAUGAUAGUAUAAAGAAGAUUUAAUUAUUCUCAAAUACUUGGUCUCCCAAGUAGCAAAAUAUUAAUUACAUUACACACAUAUAUUUCAGAUCUAUUUUGAUAUGAAGCAAAAUAAAGUGUUGUCUGUUUUAUUUCUGUCAAGGAUUUGCUGUAGUGAUUUACAUGGAACUAUGACCAGUUAAGUUCUUAAAAAAAAACUAACUUUCCUCCUCAUGCUCUGUAGUGGAGGCAGCUGCAGAGAAUUACAUUUAAUAGAAACUAUAAUUAAUUAUUCAACUGAGAUUUGGUGAGUGAGGACAUAUGUUUAUUAUAACUAGUAAUUGUGUACAGUGUAUUUAAAUUGUAUUAAUGAAGACAUGUUGAUAGUGACAAAGUCUGUAUUUAUAAGUGUAUGUAUAUUUUUACAUUACAAACUUGCUCCUGUGAGUAGAUAAUGACUAAUAAUUGAAUGGGGGAUUGGGUUUAUAGAAGGCACAGUUUGUUUUUAUCUGUUUAACUACCCUGUUAUCUAUUCUGUAGACAAAACUAGAUCUGUACUAUAUAGGAAUCCACUGGUGUUGUAUUUCAAAUUGUCCUUAUAAAUAAACUGUAAAUGUUUGAUAA
This is a messenger RNA of Pristis pectinata (smalltooth sawfish), 11919 nucleotides long. It is a transcript of the gene dennd5a, whose product is annotated as DENN/MADD domain containing 5A. The transcript has 24 exons. NCBI's taxonomy places the organism in Eukaryota, Metazoa, Chordata, Chondrichthyes, Rhinopristiformes, Pristidae. The coding region runs from base 743 to 4333 and encodes 1196 amino acids. The record is from RefSeq and is a predicted model, not a curated record. Gene Ontology annotation, molecular function: small GTPase binding; guanyl-nucleotide exchange factor activity.